AUGGGCGGGGAGGGGGAGGGUGGGAUGGUUAAGGAUGGGGAGGAUGGGGGGAGUGUGGUGGACAGGGAUAAGCAGCGGGGGAAGGGGGUGGAAGUUGUGACGGGGAUUGAGGGGAGGGAGGUUGACGCUGCGAUGCUGAAGCGACCGACGAAAGAAGAGCAGAGACGCGGAGGGCUUUUCACGCCUUUCUCGGAUGAUGAACUGAGGGCUUUGCGGUCUCGAAAGCGGGAUGCACCGAAUGCGAAGACGUCAACACCAUCAAGCCAAGCCACGCCAUCCACAACCCGCUGUCCCCUGUGCCACUUCGACAGCCCAUCAACAUCCCCAUUCUGCACCACAUGUCUAACCCCCUACCCACCCGGUCCGGCACCCAAAUCACACGCUCAAGGCAUAGUGUCGUAUGACAAAUCCCCCGACAUCUACACCUCGCCGGUCGACAGACAGCAAGCUACACUACUCACCUACAAAUCGAAUCAAGACCCCGAUGAAGACUAUCUCUGUACAGGUGGCGCCGGGCCACCCGGUACCAUAACUCCCUCUGGUACGCACGUGGCAAUAACGCCGGACGAACGUAGACGACUGGUGCGGGAGAGGCAGGAGGAGUGGAGGAAUGAUAGUUUGAGGGAGGCGAGGGAGCAGGAGCGGCGGGAGAUGGCUCGGCAGAAUGGGGUGCAGAUCCCGGAUGGUAACGCGCCGCAUUUCUCGGAUAUGCAAGAGGAAGAUGCGACAAAGCAGGCGUUGAGUCUGCAUAGAAAUGCCGAAGUGGAGAGGGCGUGGCUGCUGAAACUCGCGGUGUACAAGAAAGAAGCUGAGGAGAGGAGGGUACCCUUCCCGUUGAACGUACCUGGCUACGAAGCGUUGGAAGACUCGGAGGUAACGCGGUUAGAAGGAGAUGUCGAGGUAUUGGAUGGCUGGUUGGCCAGUAUGGGUUACACUGACAUUCUCCUUUCGCCUAAAAGCGAUGCGAGCGGUGACAAGAAGACACCGCUGAACUCGAAACGAUUAGCUGCCAGAACGAAACGACUCAAAGCGAUCCAGCAACGAGAAGCAGACCGGCAGUACCUGGAGCAUAUCGCGGACCUACAGCGCCAAGCACUUUCCAUGGGUUAUAACUUUCCCGAAGGCGUCCCAGGUUGGGAAGAGGUUCAUACUUCGGAGCAACAACGCAUCCUGUGGGCAGCGUAUACAAAUCAAGUCAACGCCACGUCGAAGAAGAAGAGGAAAAAGGCGCGACGAGGAUCACGGAAUUCGAACACCAUCACCACUCCCGAGGAGCAGGCCCGAAUGAAACGUUACGCGUUUUUGAAAGAGAAACUUGAGCAACCAUACUGGGAAGAGCGAGUACGUGAGACCGGAGAGUCGAGAAGCGCCAUCUUGCGAGCCGGAGGGAGGUGGCCGGAAGACGCGACAUACGAAGACGAUAAUGAUGAGGAGUUGAAGGAGCUGGUGGGGUAUAUAACAGAUUUUUUGGAGCUGAAGGAAGAGUUUGGAGAUCAGUAG
Messenger RNA from Alternaria ventricosa, 1500 nucleotides. RefSeq lists its product as uncharacterized. Lineage: Eukaryota; Fungi; Ascomycota; Dothideomycetes; Pleosporales; Pleosporaceae. The transcript has 2 exons. The record is from RefSeq and is a predicted model, not a curated record. Bases 1 to 1500 code for a protein of 499 amino acids.